AUGGCAACCACCCCUACGGCCAGUACAGAAGAGGUUUACCUGUUCAACCGCAAUGGCUUUGAAAGGCAAAGCGAAUCCAAGACUGAUACGUGCUAUACCGUCCAUGACAUUUUAGAGCCGUUUCCAAAUAAGUUCCAUAACCCCUACGAUGUGGUCCAUGUUAGAUUGAUGGUGUUGGCGGUCAAGAAAGAUGAUAUCCGGGUGGCGGCUAUGAAUGUUGCUGCAUUGUUGAAGAUCGAGACGCGAGAUCUCUCUUUCAACCCUCCUUCGGAAACCACGACCAAAGUCAGAGAGAUCAUGCGUGCUUCCUCUAUAGCGUCCGAACUCACGAAUGCUCCGUCCAUUAAAAUUGAGCAAGCCUUCAAAGAGCUGGGGCUGGUAGACGUCAUCGUGGAGGAUUAUAACUCUAUCAACAGACUGGACCUCGUCAAUCAUGUGCGGGAGUGGACAAAGGCCGGCGCAAAGGCUGCAUUAUAUUAUGCUCUACUGAGAGGUCAAACUGUCAAAAAUGAGGAAGAAGCACGGAGCGCGUCUGCUCGACUUUGGGAAGCGUAUGCUGCGCAGAUUGAUGGGGGGGGGGGGGUUGUGCCCAGCAUACCGCUGAAGAUGAUCUUAGGCAGGAAGGUCUCUGGCAGUGCUUCUUAG
Molecule: messenger RNA, 645 nt
Organism: Aspergillus fischeri NRRL 181
Lineage: Eukaryota; Fungi; Ascomycota; Eurotiomycetes; Eurotiales; Aspergillaceae
Exons: 3
Coding region: 1-645 (214 amino acids)
Source: RefSeq, a predicted model, not a curated record